CACUCGCCUUCGUUGGGUUGUUGUAUGAAACGGCUGAGUUUGGUGUGUCAUUCGGUUCGCUACCUCGCUCGUUGACGGAUGUGAGUGCAUGAGAACGGAGCGGUUUUUAAAGUAGGAAAACAAAAAUAAUUAUAAAAUACAAAAUAAUCGAGGAGAGGCGCAAAAAAAACAACAACAAAAACAUUUAAGCGGCGAAACAAAGUGUCGGAAAACAACAACAACAAAUGAAUAGCAAAUCAGAAAAUAUAAUAAAAAAUUAUUAUUAAACAAUUUCCACGUGAAACAGCAGUGUCGUGUUGUUGUAAAAUAACAACAAUAAAUUAACGGAAAUACAAAUGUUGCAAGUGUAUUUUUUGUGGCAAGUGUCAAGUGUUAAGGCUCAAAAUUUGAAAGCUUAUUAGAUAUUACAAUAAAAAAUAUAAACAACAAUAAGCAGAGUCCAAGAAAAAGUGAAGUUUUUGAAGCAAGAAACAUAAAAUUUUUUAAUAAAAAGACAAAAAAUAAAAAAUUUUGUUAAAAUAAAAACAAAGUGUGAAAAUUAUAUAAAAAAUUAAAAUUGAAAUUUUUUUACAAAAAAAAAAAUACAAUAACAAAAAUUUUUAAAAUUAUUACAACAAAACUACAAAAACAAAAAAUAAUAAUUUUGUGGAAAAAAGUAAGAAACAGUUAAGUUUUGUGCAAAAUUGAAGUUGAAAUCCAAAUAAGAAACUUCAAAAAAUUUUGAAAAAUAUAAAAAAAUAUAUAUUUUCCAGUGUAUAAUUGCAAUUACAUACAGUACCACACAAAAGUGUUGAAACAACUCAAUAAAUCAAGUGUUACCAACCACUAAAACGCUAAACACCCGCGGAAGCGCAGAUAAAAAGCCAAUUAGUACAACAACAACAACAAACAAGAAGCAAUUUAGCUUAAACAGCACCGAAAACACCCGCUUCCAACGACGGUGCUAACGGUGAAAAACUGCUUAAUGCCGGAUUAGUGCAACACAACAAAUUAUUAUUAUUGUUGUUGUUAUUAUUGCUGUGGUGUUUAAGCUAAACGUACGCUAACCCCAAGGAUAAAUCGCAAUAUAAAUGUCAAAAGUGGAUUUGUGUGAGUGAUAAAAAUUGCAACAAAAAUAAAUAAAAAAAAUAAAACAGUUAUACCAACAAACUGCGCAUCGCAUUAAGAAUUAACAGUUUUAACUGUUAAAGCACAAAUUAAUUUACAUUUACAAUUUAAAGAAAUACAAACACAACAACAACAAAAAUAUAAUAUAUGGCCAAUACAAAAGCAGCGACUGCAACAGCAACAGCGAGUGCAACAACAAUUAGCGGCAGCGAGAAUCAAUUCUGCAUGCAAUUAAAUGCUUCAGAAUUAACGGCGAUCAUAAUGAAAGGUUCACCCAAUUCCAACGAUCGCGAUGCUGGCUUCUGCUCCGGCAGUUCGGAGGGCGGCGACGAUCUCGAUCGCAUUGAGCAUGCGCGCCUCGUAAGCAGCAGUCCCACCAGCCCCACCGAUGCGACAACAGAGACCUCGGAGGAUUCCGUUGAAGUCAAAGUCACACCGAUUGCACUCGUGCGCAAUAAGCGCAAAAGUUCAGAACCCUCCAAAGUGGUGGACGCCAGCGCGACAUCGGUUGCAGCGGGUGCGCAUGCGCCAGCACUGGCCACAGCGCCGCUGAAGAAACGCAUACGUUAUACCUCGACAACAGAUUCCGCUGUGGUAUUGACACCUCCAGCGCUCGCGACACCACCACCACCAGCGCAUGGCAUCUGGGAUCCUAGUCAAGUGUUACCUCAUGAAUUGAUGCCAAAUCCAGCGCAGGUGUUCGUGCGACAUCCGGGCGCCACGACGUUGCAUCGCAUACCCGCCACCACAGUCGAGGAGCAAUUGGAACCGUUGGCGUUGGUCGCAAAGAAGCCAACCACCAGCAGUAGUAGCGUUAAGGCGGAGAACGAGCAAGCGCAUACAUACGCGCACACGCCCACCAAGUACACGCCCGCCAACGAUGAGUGCGCGCCGUCCGUUUAUGUGCCGAAGAAGCAGCAGGCAACCGCCAAUAGUCAACUAAAGUUCCAUGCCAGCAACAGUGAGUCCGUGCCGCUUGCAUUUACGGCGAAUGCGCAUCACUUGAGCGGCGCCGCGCGAGAUGAGCACGCGCUGCAACAACAUGCAGUUGCAAGCGGCAGCGCGUUGCAGUACAAUAAGCCCGGCAGCAGCGCGGAUGAGGCGCCCAGCGGCAGCGGCGGUAGUAUUGGUAGCGGCAGCGCGCGUCCACAACAACGCAACUACAAGAAUAUGACACGCGAACGACGUAUUGAGGCGAAUGCGCGCGAACGCACGCGCGUGCACACCAUCUCCGCGGCUUAUGAGACGCUGCGCCGCGCCGUGCCAUCCUAUUCGAAUGCGCAGAAACUUUCAAAGCUUUCAGUUUUGCGCAUUGCCUGUUCCUACAUUUUAACGCUGAGCCGCAUGGCUGGCGAAGAUUACAGCGCUGAUGGUUCCGAGCCAUCGCUGGCUGAUUGCUUCGAUGCGGUCACCGAAACCAUACAGACUGAGGGCAAGAUCAGAAAGAAGAAGGACGAAUAAGCGCUGAAGCGGUGAAUACGUGAAAGCUUAAAAGCUCGAAGACCAAGCAAGCAGCAGGUUUCAAUAGUGCGUUUAGCACAUAAGACUUUAUUAUUUUGUAGACUUUUAGUUUCCUACUGAGCAAUUAAGUAAAAAUAAAAUAAAAUUUUUAUUAUUAUUGUGACUGAAGCUUUUAAGCACUGGCGCUUGAAAGCGUUCGAAGCUUUUGCGUGUGCGCGCAAUGAAAGCUCAACAACUAUGAUGUGUGAGCAAGUGUAAUAAAGCUUUAAAAGCGUUGAUAUGGCUUACAAAAAACGAUCAGUUAAAUACUAGUAUGAUGAAAGCUCGCAUGAAAGCUCAUCAAAUUUAAUAUUAAUAAAUAUUUGAAUAAGUAUGUGUAUAUUGUGAUGACGCUUUCGACAGUCGAGCAGUUGAAUAAAUAAGAAGUUAAUUUCUUAAGAAUUGUUUGGAAAAUUAUUUGUAU
Molecule: messenger RNA, 3031 nt
Organism: Zeugodacus cucurbitae (melon fly)
Lineage: Eukaryota; Metazoa; Arthropoda; Insecta; Diptera; Tephritidae
Gene: net
Exons: 2
Coding region: 1255-2568 (437 amino acids)
Molecular function (GO): protein dimerization activity; DNA-binding transcription factor activity
Source: RefSeq, a predicted model, not a curated record